Messenger RNA from Tigriopus californicus, 2257 nucleotides. RefSeq names its product protein regulator of cytokinesis 1-like. Gene Ontology annotation, biological process: microtubule cytoskeleton organization; mitotic spindle midzone assembly. The record is from RefSeq and is a predicted model, not a curated record. The transcript is spliced from 8 exons. Bases 200 to 2149 code for a protein of 649 amino acids. Gene Ontology annotation, cellular component: mitotic spindle midzone; cytoplasm; spindle. Gene Ontology annotation, molecular function: microtubule binding. NCBI's taxonomy places the organism in Eukaryota, Metazoa, Arthropoda, Copepoda, Harpacticoida, Harpacticidae.
AAAUAGUUGGAAAUAGUUGGAAGAUCCCCCCCUUAACAAGAGAGUCCCCCAAUCCCCCCCCACAAAUCCCGGCUCUUGAGUGCGGCGAGUGAGAUUCCGACCGACCCGCCACGCCAUCCAGUCCCUGGUUGGGUUGUCAAACCCAUCAUCCCCGCCCACCGGAACCUCUACGUAUUCGGAACCGAUUCGCCCGGAAAUCAUGAAUUCCAACACGAAAUCCCAAUCAUUGUCGACGAUCACAAGCCUGGUGAGCUCUCGCUUCGACGAAUUAUGGUCGCUGUGGUCGCAAAUGGACCUGGAUCCACGGGCUUUGACGGAUCGGGUCUCGAUCGUGGAGCGCGAAAUGACCAAGCAUUUGGGACGCAUGAUCCACGAAGAGGAGGGAUACGUGGCCAAGAUCACGGAUCUCAUCGAGGCUCACGCCAGAGAGCGACAUCGACUGACCAAGGAAUUGGGCACACACGUCACGGAUCCGGAUCCGGAUUUGGGACUUAUCAAGCUUGAGAAGGAGCUCCGCGUGCAAGUCAGUGAGUUACGGACCGAGAAAGAGCAUCGCAUGGAGGAGGUGCUCCAACUCAAACGGAGCGACGAGGCGCUCUGUCAAAGUAUGGAGGUCGAGCCCUUCCCUAUCGCCACCGACCUCAUCCCCACUGACACCCAAAUGAGCGCGCUCAAGGCUCACAUUCGUGACAUGCAGACGCUCAAGAACCAACGCUCGGCCCAGUUUUCCGACAUGAAGUUGGCCAUCAUCGACCUGCUCGAGCGAUUGGAAGCCGAACCCAACACGACGUUUGAGCGGACCUUGGUGUGUGAAAACGAUGCUGCUUUUAUCCUGUCCACCCCAAACCUUCAGUCUGUCAAAGACAUGCUACGACGAUUGGAAGAGCGCCUGGCCGCCAACCGAGACCACGCCCAAAAUCUCCGCGAAAAGAUUUAUUCCCUCAUCCGAAAAUUGGGUCAAGAAGAGGCUGAACGGCAACGGGUCGAAAUUGAAUUGGGCGGACACUCGCCUCGCGAAAUUAAGGAGCUUCAACAAAUCCUCAACGAGCUGGAAGUGCUCAAGAGUGAGAAGAUGGAGCAAUUCAUCCAUGCCACCCGCCAAGAUCUGAUCGAGCUCUGGGAUAAAUGCUACUACAGCCAGAGCCAGCGUGACAAGUUCAGCCCCUUCUUUGACACCAACUACAACGACGAACUACUCAGCAUCCACGAAAUCGAGGUGGAGCGCCUCAAGAGCUACCACGAGGCCAAUCGUGAUCUAUUCCAGAAAGUGGCCAAGCGGCAAGAUCUGUGGAAGAAGAUGCUGGAGUUGGAGGCCAAACAAAAGGACCCCGGACAUUUGCUCAAAGCCAAAGGCAACACCCUCCUACUGGAAGAGCGGGAUCGAAAGCGGGUCAACAAGCAGUUACCCAAGAUCGAGCAAGAGCUCAUGGAUGAGAUGGCCCAAUUCUUGGAGAUCCAUGGACGGCCUUUCUUAGUGGGAGGCGUCUCUUACGAGGACUUCGUCGAGGCCCAGGUGUUCGAGCACAACCGAUUGGUCGAGGACGAGAAGCAGGCCAAGCUCGAGGCCCGGAAGAAGCAGAACUUCCACGAGACCGUUUACGGCUCCAAGCCCGUGACGCCGGCGGCCAAUCGCGCGGGUGCCAAACGUAAGGCCACGGGCCAGACGCCGGUCAACGACUCGAAACGCUAUCGACCCGAGCUCACCACCCGAUCCGUGUCCACGCUCCGAUCACCUUAUGUCAGAGCACCCCUGUCCUCGGCCAAAAAGACCCAUUCCGCCCAUCAAACCUCCAGGUACGGCCUCAGACCCCAAGCAGCCAAAAGGAAAAUCUUGGGCGACCGGAAUGAUACUUUCAUGGCCGGACACGCCUCACAGCCACCCCGGGGAGGCGUGCCCACCUGCUCGAUCACUUCCGUCGUUUCUGAUGACUUUUUUCGCGAUAUCCCACAUUCCGCCCUGACCUCCACAUUUCAAAACACACCCGAGGCAAGUUCGUUUUGUUUUUCCUCCGCCAGCACUUCUGCAUCUGCAAAUGUCGCUGCCGUUGCCGUUAACGCCUCAUGCCAAAACUUGAGGGCUCGACCUAGGAAUCUUCAUUCCAAGAACGUUGAGCACUUAUCUUCCAAGUCGACCAGCACCCUCAGAUGAGGAUUGUUAUGAUUUAUGAAUGAUGGAUGCAGACUAUUAUAUACUUAUUAAUGUCUUAGAUUUCGAAGAGCCCCAACUGACUCUGUCGAAUACACCACCCACAAAUCA